AUGGAAUCUGGGAGAAGGGGAUGGAAUCUGGAAGAAGGGGAUGGAAUCUGGGAGAAGGGGAUGGAAUCAGGGAGAAGGGAUGGAAUUUGGGAGAAGGGGAUGGAAUUUGGGAGAAGGGGAUGGAAUCUGAGAGAAGGGGAUGGAAUCUGGGAGAAGGGGAUGGAACCUGGGAGAAGGGGAUGGAAUCUGGGAGAAGGGGAUGGAAUCUGGGAGAAGGGGAUGGAAUCUGGGAGAAGGGGAUGGAAUGAGGGAGAAGGGGAUGGAAUCUGGGAGAAGGGGAUGGAAUCUCGGAGAAGGGAUGGAAUCUGGGAGAAGGGGAUGGAAUCGGGAAGAAGGGGAUGGAAUCCGGGAGAAAGGGAUGAAAUCUGGGAGAAGGGGAUGGAAUCUGGGAGAAGGGGAUGGAAUCGGGGAGAAGGGGAUGGAAUCAGGGAGAAGGGGAUGGAAUUUGGGAGAAGGGGAUGGAAUCUGGAGAAGGGGAUGGAAUCUGGGAGAAGGGGAUGGAAUUUGGGAGAAGGGGAUGGAAUCUGGGAUAAGGGGUUGGAAUCUGGGAGAAGGGGAUGGAAUCUGGGAGAAGGGGAUGGAAUUUGGGAGAAGGGGAUAGAAUAUGGAGAAGGGGAUGGAAUCUGGGAGAAGGGGAUGGAAUCUGGGAGAAGGGGAUGGAAUUUGGGAGAAGGGGAUGGAAUCAGGGAGAAGAGAUGGAAUUUGGGAGAAGGGGAUGGAAUCUGGGAGAAGGGGAUGGAAUCUAGGAGAAGGGGAUGGAAUCAGGGAGAAGGGGAUGGAAUCGGGGAGAAGGGGUUGGAAUCAGGGAGAAGGGGAUGGAAUUUGGGAGAAGGGGAUGGAAUCUGGAGAAGGGGAGGGAAUCUGGGAGAAGGGGAUGGAAUUUGGGAGAAGGAGAUGGAAUCUGGGAGAAGGGAAUGGAAUCUGGGAGAAGGGGAUGGAAUCUGGGAGAAGGGGAUGGAAUCUGGGAGAAGGGGAUGGAAUAUGGGAGAAGGGGAUGGAAUCAGGGAGAAGGGGAAGGAAUCUGGGAGAAGGGGAUGGAAUCUGGGAGAAGGGGAUGGAAUCUGGGAGAAGGGGAUGGAAUCUAGGAGAAGGGGAUGGAAUCUGGGAGAAGGGGAUGGAAUCAAGGAGAAGGGGAUGGAAUCGGGGAGAAGGGGUUGGAAUCAGGGAGAAGGGGAUGGAAUUUGGGAGAAGGGGAUGGUAUCUGGGAGAAGGGGAUGGAAUCUAGGAGAAGGGGAUGGAAUCUGGGAGAAGGGGAUGGAAUCUGGGAGAAGGGGAUGGAAUCUAGGAGAAGGGGAUGGAAUCUGGGAGAAGGGGAUGGAAUCUGGGAGAAAGGGAUGGAAUCUGGGAGAAGGGGAUGGAAUCUGGGAGAAGGGGAUGGAAUCUGGGAGAAGGGGAUGGAAUCUGGGAGAAGGGGAUGGAAUCUGGGAGAAGGGGAUGGUAUCUGGGAGAAGGGGAUGGAAUCUAGGAGAAGGGGAUGGAAUCUGGGAGAAGGGGAUGGAAUCUGGGAGAAGGGGAUGGAAUCUGGGAGAAGGGGAUGGACUCUGGGAGAAGGGGAUGGAAUCUGGGAGAAGGGGAUGGAAUCUAGGAGAAGGGGAUGGAAUCAGGGAGAAGGGGAUGGAAUCUGGGAGAAGGGGAUGGAAUCAGGGAGAAGAGGAUGAAAUCUGGGAGAAGGGGAUAGAAUCUGGGAGAAGGGGGGGAUGGAAUCUGGGAGAAGGGGAUGGAAUCAGGGAGAAGGGGAUGGAAUAUGGGAGAAGGGGAUGGAAUCUGGGAGAAGGGGAUGGAAUCUGGGAGAAGGGGAUGGACUCUGGGAGAAGGGGAUGGAAUCUGGGAGAAGGGGAUGGAAUCUGGGAGAAGGGGAUAGAAUCUGGGAGAAGGGGAUGGAAUCUGGGAGAAGGGGACGGAAUCAGGGAGAAGGGGAUGAAAUCUGGGAGAAGGGGAUGGAAUCUUGGAGAAGGGGGUGGAAUCUGGAGAAGGGGAGGGAAUCUGGGAGAAGGGGAUGGAAUUUGGGAGAAGGAGAUGGAAUCUGGGAGAAGGGAAUGGAAUCUGGGAGAAGGGGAUGGAAUCUGGGAGAAGGGGAUGGAAUCUGGGAGAAGGGGAUGGAAUAUGGGAGAAGGGGAUGGAAUCAGGGAGAAGGGGAAGGAAUCUGGGAGAAGGGGAUGGAAUCUGGGAGAAGGGGAUGGAAUCUGGGAGAAGGGGAUGGAAUCUAGGAGAAGGGGAUGGAAUCUGGGAGAAGGGGAUGGAAUCAAGGAGAAGGGGAUGGAAUCGGGGAGAAGGGGUUGGAAUCAGGGAGAAGGGGAUGGAAUUUGGGAGAAGGGGAUGGUAUCUGGGAGAAGGGGAUGGAAUCUAGGAGAAGGGGAUGGAAUCUGGGAGAAGGGGAUGGAAUCUGGGAGAAGGGGAUGGAAUCUAGGAGAAGGGGAUGGAAUCUGGGAGAAGGGGAUGGAAUCUGGGAGAAAGGGAUGGAAUCUGGGAGAAGGGGAUGGAAUCUGGGAGAAGGGGAUGGAAUCUGGGAGAAGGGGAUGGAAUCUGGGAGAAGGGGAUGGAAUCUGGGAGAAGGGGAUGGUAUCUGGGAGAAGGGGAUGGAAUCUAGGAGAAGGGGAUGGAAUCUGGGAGAAGGGGAUGGAAUCUGGGAGAAGGGGAUGGAAUCUGGGAGAAGGGGAUGGACUCUGGGAGAAGGGGAUGGAAUCUGGGAGAAGGGGAUGGAAUCUAGGAGAAGGGGAUGGAAUCAGGGAGAAGGGGAUGGAAUCUGGGAGAAGGGGAUGGAAUCAGGGAGAAGAGGAUGAAAUCUGGGAGAAGGGGAUAGAAUCUGGGAGAAGGGGGGGAUGGAAUCUGGGAGAAGGGGAUGGAAUCAGGGAGAAGGGGAUGGAAUAUGGGAGAAGGGGAUGGAAUCUGGGAGAAGGGGAUAGAAUCUGGGAGAAGGGGAUGGACUCUGGGAGAAGGGGAUGGAAUCUGGGAGAAGGGGAUGGAAUCUGGGAGAAGGGGAUAGAAUCUGGGAGAAGGGGAUGGAAUCUGGGAGAAGGGGAUGGACUCUGCGAGAAGGGGAUGGAAUCUGGGAGAAGGGGAUGGAAUCUAGGAGAAGGGGAUGGAAUCAGGGAGAAGGGGAUGGAAUCUGGGAGAAGGGGAUGGAAUCAGGGAGAAGAGGAUGAAAUCUGGGAGAAGGGGAUAGAAUCUGGGAGAAGGGGGUGGACUCUGGGAGAAGGGGAUGGAAUCUGGGAGAAGGGGAUGGAAUCUGGGAGAAGGAGAUGGAAUCUGGGAGAAGGGGAUGGAAUCUGGGAGAAGGGGAUGGAAUCUGGGAGAAGGGGAUGGAAUCAGGGAGAAGGGGAUGGAAUAUGGGAGAAGGGGAUGGAAUCUGGGAGAAGGGGAUGGAAUCUGGGAGAAGGGGAUGGACUCUGGGAGAAGGGGAUGGAAUCUGGGAGAAGGGGAUGGAAUCUGGGAGAAGGGGAUAGAAUCUGGGAGAAGGGGAUGGAAUCUGGGAGAAGGGGACGGAAUCAGGGAGAAGGGGAUGAAAUCUGGGAGAAGGGGAUGGAAUCUUGGAGAAGGGGGUGGAAUCUAGGAGAAGGGGAUGGAAUCUAG
Messenger RNA from Closterium sp. NIES-65, 3570 nucleotides. The record is from the annotation of a GenBank genome assembly. Lineage: Eukaryota; Viridiplantae; Streptophyta; Zygnematophyceae; Desmidiales; Closteriaceae.